Molecule: messenger RNA, 3482 nt
Organism: Ziziphus jujuba (common jujube)
Lineage: Eukaryota; Viridiplantae; Streptophyta; Magnoliopsida; Rosales; Rhamnaceae
Product: receptor-like protein kinase HERK 1
Exons: 3
Coding region: 454-2940 (828 amino acids)
Biological process (GO): protein autophosphorylation
Cellular component (GO): plasma membrane; plasmodesma
Molecular function (GO): transmembrane receptor protein tyrosine kinase activity; ATP binding
Source: RefSeq, a predicted model, not a curated record
GCUAACAGCUAAGUCGUGAAAAUUACUUCUUUCACAACCCAAAAAAAAAAAAAAAAAAAAAUUGGUUCUUUAGCUUCAUCUUUAAACUACUGAAACGACAAAAAUUCUCCAUGUCUUGACAUGCUAAUCGUCCUCAAUCCAGGGCUUUUCUGCUUCUCUGUUAUGGACCCAAAUCCAUAAAAACCCCUCACAACCAAAUAUUAUUUUCUUAAAAAAAGCAAUCUGUAAAUGCAAUGAAAAGCUUUUACUUUCUUCCCCUUCAUAGGACAAAAAAGGCACUAAACCCAACUUGCAACGAGCAAAGAUUUCUUUGCCGUUCUGCUGGGGAUUAGACAUCCGGGGUCUUUCUCUAUUGGAGCUCACAUGAUCUUAACAGGAAUCUAAAAUUUCAGUUCCAGCUAAGUUCAAAGAAAUCAUUUCUCUUUGUUCCACAAUAAGUUUCCAGAGUUUGUGAUGAUGGGUUAUGGAAAGUUUGAAGUCUGGGCUUUAUCAGUCUUGUGUUUGGCGCUCUUUUCCAGUGGGUUUGAUCCAAUAGACAAUUACCUUAUAGACUGUGGAUCAACCCGCAAUACUUCUGUGGGUGACCGUGUUUUUGUUUCUGAUAACUCGGCUUCCAAGUUUCUUUCAACCCCAAAAGAAGUCCUAGCAAAUACCCCCUUGAAGUCAAUUACUUCUUCUGAUGACUCGCCGCUCUAUCAAACCGCGAGAAUCUUUACUGAAUCCUCAAAAUACACUUUUCCAAUCAGCCAAAGGGGUAGACACUGGAUCCGCCUUUAUUUCUUUCCAUUUGUUUAUGCUAGCUACGAUAUGAGCACUGCGAAGUUUGGUGUUUCCACCCAAAAUCAUGUUCUCCUUAGUGAUUUCGGUGUUGAUAAGGCUUCUCUUAAAGAAUUUUCUGUAAAUGUAACCUCAGAUAGCCUUGUUAUUACCUUCACCCCAUCCUCAUCUUCAUUUGCUUUCUUAAAUGCCAUAGAAGUUGUAUCAGUCCCUGAUAAGCUCAUUACAGAUGAUGCCGACAGUGUAAACCCAUCAGAAAAUUUCCAAGGACUACUUACUCAGGCAUUGGAGACUGUGGCGAGAGUGAACAUGGGGGGGCCAACGGUGUCCUUUGAGAAUGAUACCCUCUGGCGAACUUGGGUUCCAGACCAAAGUUUUUUGGUAAACAAGAAUGGUGCCAAAAAUUUCUCAAACAUUGGAGCUGUUAAGUAUUCCAGUGGUGGAGCGACCCCUGAUAUUGCUCCAAAGACAGUCUAUGGUACUGCCACCGAGAUGGACUCAGGAGAUGAUCCCAACAGCAAUUUCAAUGUGACCUGGGAGUUCCAAGUGGAUCUUGGGUUUCGUUACCUUGUUCGGUUUCACUUUUGUGAUAUAGUAAGUAAAGGUCUUAACAUGCUCUACUUCAAUGUGUAUAUUGACUCCUGGAGUGUUGCUCAUGAUCUUGAUCUGAGUACUUUGUCAGUUAAUGUGUUGGCUGUACCACAUUAUAUGGACCGAGUUACACUGCCAACUGUUAGUGAUAAGCUUCGCGUAAGUAUUGGACCUUCCAAUGAUGUUGAUGGUAUUUACCCAAAUGCUAUUCUGAAUGGGCUAGAGAUAAUGAAAAUGAACAAUUCUAUUGGUAGCCUUAGUGGUUCUAUGGUAAUUUCUUCAAGUUCAAAGAAGAAUGUUGGAGUAAUAGUUGGUGUGACCAUUGGGGUGUUUGUAGCAGUGGUCUUAGCUGUGAUCUUCUUUCUUAUGUGCAGAAAAAGGAGAAGAAUGGCACUUCAGGGCCAUUCUAAGACAUGGAUUCCUUUGUCCAUCAAUGGAGGCAAUUCUCACACCGUGGGAAGUAAGUACUCUAAUGGAACAAAUGCUAGCAUUGCUUCUAACUACGGGUAUCGCUUUCCAUUUGUGGCAGUUCAAGAGGCUACAAACAAUUUUGAUGAAAAUUGGGUUAUUGGCAUUGGUGGUUUUGGGAAAGUAUACAAAGGAGCUCUAAAUGAUGGCACCAAAGUAGCUGUUAAGAGAGGAAAUCCGCGAUCCCAACAAGGACUUGCAGAGUUCCAGACUGAGAUUGAGUUGCUGUCUCAAUUCCGCCAUCGCCAUCUUGUUUCACUAAUUGGCUAUUGUGAUGAAAAGAAUGAGAUGAUCUUAAUAUAUGAAUAUAUGGAGAACGGGACCCUUAAAAGUCAUCUUUAUGGCUCAGGUCUUCCGAGCUUGGGUUGGAAGGAAAGGCUUGAAAUAUGCAUUGGUGCCGCUAGAGGUCUUCAUUACCUUCACACUGGCUAUGCAAAAGCAGUUAUUCAUCGCGAUGUAAAGUCUGCUAACAUUUUGCUUGAUGAGAACCUCAUGGCAAAAGUUGCUGAUUUUGGGCUUUCCAAAACAGGGCCUGAAAUUGAUCAGACUCAUGUGAGCACAGCAGUGAAAGGGAGUUUUGGGUACCUUGACCCUGAAUAUUUCAGGAGGCAACAACUAACAGAGAAGUCAGAUGUCUACUCCUUUGGGGUGGUUUUGUUUGAAGUUCUCUGUGCAAGACCAGUCAUAGAUCCAACCCUCCCAAGGGAAAUGGUGAACUUAGCUGAGUGGGCAAUGAAGUGGCAGAAGAAGGGGCAAUUGGAACAAAUCAUAGAUUCUACUCUUGUAGGAAAAAUUAGACCAGAUUCUCUUAGGAAGUUUGGAGAAACUGCUGAGAAAUGCUUGGCAGACUUGGGGGUCGAUAGGCCUUCAGUGGGAGAUGUCCUGUGGAAUCUGGAAUAUGCCCUUCAGCUUCAAGAUGCAGUUAUCCAAGGUGAGCCUGAAGAAAACAGUACUAAUAUGAUAGGCGAACUAUCUCCACAAAUCAACAAUGUCAACAAUGUUGAUACAGCUGUUUCUGGAUUUGAAAUGUCAAGUGUAGAUGAUCUUUCAGGUGUUUCCAUGAGUAGGGUGUUCUCACAGCUGGUGAAGUCUGAGGGUAGGUGACAGAUUUCAGAUAGUAAAGAAUAUUUUAUGGGUUCAGCUGCUCUUUUGGGACUCAUUGGAGAUUUAUUCAGUGUAUGACACCAAGAUCUACUCAAUACACUCCCCUCUUGGUAAAAUGGCAAAAGAUUAUUUCCUGCGGCUGUAUGUGGCUUGUUUGGUCAACAGACAAUUCCUCAGAGGAUGCCCUUAUUUUUCUCGCCUGCUCAUCCUUUUCUGCUAGUGUCUAAAUAUCAAUCUCCCUUUUUUUUUUUUCUUUUUGUUUUUCUUUUUUUUUUUUGUGCUUUUUUUUUGGGGGUGUAAAUUCACAAUCAAAAAGCCUAAAGCAUCUUGACUUCUCUUUUGUACAGAAAGGGUGGUGGCUGAAGUGAGUUUUGGCUUAUCGAUAUAAUGUUUGUGUCUUAUAGUUUUUUAUUUGAAUAUGAAGUAAGUUGGUGAAAGCUACAUUUACCUUUCUUAUGCCUGUUGUUGCGUGUCAUUGGCUCUUGAUAGAUUUGCCAUUUUUCCUUACAUAAUAUUAUAUGACAGUUGUUCUUUUCAUGACU